AUGAACCCAAUACCUACGCUACCUAUUACAGAUAGGGUGUUGAAAAGUGACGAUAUAAAAAAGCGUGAAAGAUUCCUUGACUUGAUAGAGAAAAUUGAGCAGAAUACCGGAGAAGUAUUUGUUUUAAGUAUUUUACAAAGUUAUGGCGAAGAGCUUGAGAUACUAGCGGGUUCAGCUUGUAUUCUCAAAUAUCCAAUUCCAAACCUUGACGAAAUUCUCGAAGAUGACGGAAAUAUGCAAGAUUCUAACUGA
Messenger RNA from Saccharomyces kudriavzevii IFO 1802, 252 nucleotides. RefSeq lists its product as uncharacterized. The transcript has a single exon. Lineage: Eukaryota; Fungi; Ascomycota; Saccharomycetes; Saccharomycetales; Saccharomycetaceae. Gene Ontology annotation, cellular component: cytoplasm. Bases 1 to 252 code for a protein of 83 amino acids. Gene Ontology annotation, biological process: nuclear-transcribed mRNA catabolic process, non-stop decay; nuclear-transcribed mRNA catabolic process, no-go decay; RNA surveillance. The record is from RefSeq and is a predicted model, not a curated record.